CGUCUACACAGAUUUCAAAAGCGUCGACCUCCAUUUUGAAAACAUGGUGGCUGGCCGCGCUACCCGUAGGCGCACGUGCCCACCGCGUGUCUCAGCGCGAGCUUCGAGCUCGCGAGCUAAAGAUCAUGUCGCCCACUCAUUUUCCUGUGUUUCCCCAUUUCUUCGAACUCGCUCAGCUUUUGCUUCGCUCGUGCUUCAGCUCCACGCUGUAGUCUGAGUUUAGUUCUCUUGUCUUCUUCCAGCAGAAUACUGCAAACUCUACAGCACGUCGAGCUCCUCCUAGAAGAGUUUCUUUUGCGUCGAGGCAGACUGUCGAUCGUUUCAGUCCUAUCUUGCCGUCGUCUCAUGAGCGCCCCGGAAAGCAACAGGAUCUAUUUUCUUGUCGUUCCAUUUUCUGGCGAACUCAUUCACCUACUACUUCUUCCUUUAUGAAAGCUUCAGGUGGCUGAGUUCUCCCACUAGCGACAAUCAUGCCUUGGAAAAGAACAGGAUAUUCCUAAGGUAUAUACAGCCAGUGCAGUGAUGUCAGUGUACUGCGCGUACUAGUAGUUGUUUGUUUUGUCGAGAAAGAAUCCCUUUCGCACUCGCGCGGGCCGCGAGGGCGCAGCACGGAAACAGGUCUAUUGAAUUCAUUUCUUGGUCGAUUUCGACAACCAAUACGUCGUUGUUUUUCUUUUUUCACUGGCUAUCCUUUCUCCGCUUCCGAAUUGCGAUGCCGUCCACCUGGAAAGCCUUGAAGUGAAACGAGUGGAGGCCGGUUUCGGAGGUAAUUUUCGGCCAAACGGCAAUCAAAUCGAAAAAUUCGAAGCGGACGAUCUGUUGGUAUCUAUCGAAAGAAGACGUUGGCCCAUAAAAAAUCUUUGGAAACUACACCGUAUGAACCAAGGAAUUACGGUAAGUUUGAGAAUUUUGGUACAUUAGCUGUACGCUGAUUGGUCGAUUUGCGCGACCGUUGAGAAACGGGCCAGUGACGCUUUGUACAGCGUUGGUGAGGGCUGAAAGUAGAACUACGAUGAAUGAAUGAACCCGUUGGGAAAAUACGAACAGGUGCUCGAGUUUUUCCACGUAGCAGCUAAACAUUUGUUUCGGCAAUGAUUUGGCUUUUUGAUCAGCUGAUGAAGUUCACCAAAGAACACGCACUGACAGGUUUGCACUGCGUAACCCUGUGACUCUUCAUUUCUACUUCCUCAACCAAUAACUUCUUCUUCUCGGCCGAAAGCGAGUGAACAGUUUGAGGAUGAAUUGACGGAUUCCGCUCUUCCGAUCUCCGUUUCUUUGUGGGCUGCACAUCAAUACCGGCGCAAAGAUGCCAAUCUCUGUGAAGGACUAUGAGUGGAGUGAGACGCUAACGGAGGUGCAGAUAACAGUGCCGCUGAAGGGAGUGGCCCCUGGCAAAGUCGACAUUCUCUCGACGGACACGUACGUGAAGGUCAGCUAUCCACCGUUCCUGUUCGAGGUUAUCUACUAUGACGAAGUGAACGAGGCCGAGGGGCAGGCCAGAGUUGGCAAUGGCGUGGUGCAGAUGACGCUGAAGAAGAAGGAGAGCGGACUGUGGAGCCGGCUAGCAAAACCAACAGCCACCGAUGCUGGCAGUGAAUCUGUUGAAUCAGGCGAGAAGCCACUAACGAAAGAAGAAAUUCAGAAGCUGCGAGAACAGGCUUUGGAUGAUGCAAGGGAGAGAGCACAGCUGGCCGACAAGCAGAAGAGAGAACGUAAGGAUGAGGAGCGGCGUGAAGCGGUUAAGCGGCAGAUUGAUGCCGACGAUGUAAAGAAGGAAGAGAAGGCUGCCGCUCGCAAGGCGGUGAUAGACGAAGCAAUGACGGAGCUUGAUGAGUGGAGAGAACAGCAGGCCAGGGAGAACGCGGAAACGGGAAAGAAUGGCCGACACGGUUCAGCACGGCCAGCUACAAGUACUGCAUCAUCGGUAACAGCAAAGUCGGGAAAGAAGUCACAGAAACGGGGCGAUGAACCCACCAAUGGUGGUAAGCAUGGCGCACUGCCGCCUGUACGACAGAGCGGGAGAAUCACCGUCUCCUUCACGCCCAGGUCAUUUACGACGCCGAUGAGAGAGAGCAAGGUGGACGAAGAAGAGGCAUGGCUGAAAAAGCAACGGGAUGCGGCCAAGUCUCAGCAAGAUUUCGACGAUGAGAACAAAGAUCUGGAGGAAAGAGACCCUCUCUGGCUGAAAGACAAGGGGAAUGCAUUCUACAAGCAGGGUAACUACCAGUCGGCUGUCAAUGUCUACACGUUUGCAAUUCGAAAAGGUGGAAAGAUGCCUGCGUUAUACUCGAAUCGUGCAGCCUGUCACAUGCAUCUACAGGAUUACGAACGGUGCAUCAAGGACUGCUUUUCGGCUAUGGAUCUGCUAGAACCACCUGUGGAAGACAACCGCAUGGCAAGAGUCAAAGUGCUUGCUCGGCGAGGUGCAGCCCUAGCAAAGUUGGACCUGCUUGCUGAAGCAUUAAAGGACUACCAGGAAGCUCUGAAACUAGAUCCGUCGAAUGCCGCACUAAGUGCAGAUGAGCAGAGGCUGAGAUCAACUAUUCAAGGAUCGACGGCUUGACUGGCAUUACUUUCAUGUCAUUCUCUACUGCAGGAAUGCCAUGUUGUGGAGAAACUUGACUCUUGAGGGAAGAUGAACAAUUCCAUCAAUGCAUAGGCCAAACAAAGUUACUUGUCUGUUUGA
This is a messenger RNA of Sycon ciliatum, 2686 nucleotides long. RefSeq names its product dynein axonemal assembly factor 4-like. Gene Ontology annotation, molecular function: protein binding. The transcript is spliced from 11 exons. Gene Ontology annotation, biological process: cilium movement; outer dynein arm assembly; inner dynein arm assembly. The record is from RefSeq and is a predicted model, not a curated record. NCBI's taxonomy places the organism in Eukaryota, Metazoa, Porifera, Calcarea, Leucosolenida, Sycettidae. Bases 1307 to 2563 code for a protein of 418 amino acids.